AUGCUCAACGAGGGAGGCCGGCGGCGUGGGAAAGGCCGAAGCGGCACGGACACGCUUCCCGGGCGAUUCCGAUCCAUGUUGAGCCUGUCAAGUAUCGAGACGGAGUCGAAUCCGUUGGGCAGUCUCCUAAAGCCAUGCCUGUACUUUUACAAGUUCUUGCAGCCACUGGGAGACCGGAAGCUCGUACUCAACCUGCCAAACACAGCAUUGUGCGAGAUGGCGGAAGGGGGAAAGGAAGACUUACUUUGGCUCACUACUGACGAGUCAGGACAUGUUGUUCAUGUUGAUCGACCCAUCACUUGGAAACGAAAAUUUGUUGCGGAUGUAUCGGUCGCCAACGACGACGACGUACGGACGAACGACGACACGGUGGUAGCAGUGCGGAAGGUGCCGUUCGUGAAGGCGCACGUAGCAGUCCAGAACCAAACAGUUGCAGUUGCCGAGCGCGACCUUGAGCGAAUACUGAAUGGGGACCCGAAACGCAUCUCAUACGGCGUACAAAAGUACAUUCAGUGUCGUGGCGCUCAUGCCGCCCUCUACAGAGUACAAUGGAUUCGUGGAAGCACCAACAACACUGCAGUCAACCUCGUGAACAACCUUAACAUGUCCGACCGAUUCGAAGCUCUGCGUGCUGUUGGUGCGGCACCACUCGAAAGAGAUCCAUACGACGUCGCCAUUCGAGACGCAUCAGUCCUCGCACGAUUCACAUGUGUGUCGAAUGCACCGACGUCCGUGUUUGCUGGUGACGACGAUAAUGCAACUACCUGGCCACCCGACGUGCAUACUGCCAAGCUCCGAGGGCAACCCAUCACUCCAGCUUUGGACGCCAUCCAGCGAAUCGUGGCCCACGCGCAACUCCACAUUCCCGUCGUCCAAUUCAACGAGAUGGAAGGGGAUUUUGUCAAAGAUACCCAUGGCACAUGGUGGUGCAUCCAGGUCAAAUCGUUUCGGUACGAACUACGUGUUCCCGGGGUGGUCGCACUGCUCCGGGAAACCGACUUGCUCGACUCGUUGGUCCAUGUCCCCAAACUACUUCGGCGAAGACCACGAUCGAACGACGUCGAUGAUCCCAAAACAAACGAUGCGAACGAACCCACUCCACCUCAAGAUUACAACACACAUCCUUCGACCACAGCAUGCUUUCUGUGCCAUAAUUCGUUCCAGCUGGGCCCGUCUGACGCAGAAGCGCUUGGUUUGGUGCUCGAUGACGCCGAUCAACAUGUGUCGAUCGGUUCUGCCGCCAUGUCCGGCUAUGUUAUGACUUUCAAUAUGGUCAGCGACACGCUCACAAGUCUCCGCCACCGAGGUGUGCACUUGUCAUCGUGGGAAGCAAGCCUCUUACGUGCUACCACCCUCACUGCAUCUGGGUCUCCCUCAGGGUCCUCUGAGUGUCGCGUGUGUUUGAUGUGCUAUCAGAUAUACAAGCACCAAAUGUCUCUGUGUGCUACGUCCGCAGCUAUUCACAGAUACUUCGUCCCAACUGUUGGGAAUAUGUCCACUCAGAUGAAGUACCCUUCGGACGAAUGCCCAAGGCGUAGUCCCAGCGACUCGAUCAUUCGAGAGAUCGACGCGUUCCGGCGGGAGAGAGACCCACAGGACUUUUCAAUGCCAGUGGACUGGACGGAUGGCAAUUCCAAGCUGACCGUGGUUGCGGGCCGCGACGUCGAUCCCAACUGCCAGCAAUUUUGUUUCUUUUUGCUCUUUCACGAGCUUCAAGACGUCCUUGGACGAGAAGAUCCAACCCAGUACUACAUGGAAUACCAAUUGGGCCAAACGUUUUGCACGUUGUCGUUUGAUGGGCCCAAAAUGCACACGGCGCAUCGAUGGCAGCUCUGCGAGGCACGGAUGCAUUACGCAUUCGCCACCACGGACGCCCUGCGAACCAUGUGUCAAGAACACAAGAUCGACAUCAAGAUGAAAUACAGACACACGAAUGCUUUUGAAGGUCACGCGCACCUGUCGCUGAAGCCGUUAUUGGGUCAUCUGUCGUCCAAUAUUGAUGGCGCCGACGACGACAUGUUACUGCAAGGUCCAACGCACUGCGGUGUGUUAGUGCAUGUGAAUACACACCACUUAGGACUGCUCAAACUCAAAGUGACGCUUGGACUCAUCGGAUCCCACCAGCAUGAAUUCGCCGACUUGCGUGGAGCCAUUUCGGGGGUCGCUUUUGUUCAAGAGCAUCACGUGUAUUGGCCCGAAACGUCGUACUAUCAACCGAGCAUCGCUCUUCCAAUCGAAUGGAUACCGCUUUUCGCCCCACCAGAUUUGUAUGGACGUACCACUGAAUCAACCUCCGUCACAAGUGGCGCUCGUCGACCAUCUAUUGCCGUAUCUGCCAUGACGGAGUCCUCCCUUAUGCAGGACAUCCAAAAUCAAAAACGGGGCAUGGAGUUACAAGCGCCAUUCUCGACGCUCCGCCGUCUCGUGGCCCGCUUAGGAGAGACGGUUGACGCAGUUCCGACAUUUUUUGUGGCAACGUUGCUGCGAACUGUUAGUUUCUGGAAGUGUCCGAAGGCAGGAAGUACUUUGUCGUCCUGGCGGGUGCCAUCGCCCUACGCACUAACAUCCUCAUGGACGCUCGAUCAAUUAUUCCGUGGUGUCGUCAAGGAAUCAAAACCGCUUCGAUUGGAAGCGAUUGCUCUUCUCGGCGAACUCCUGUUUGUCUUGUUGGACCAACGCAGUAUUCCGCCUAUGCUACCCUUGUCGGACAACCUCGAGCAGCUUUUGACGCCAUUUUGGCUUCAACAAUCCCCUACCAUCGUGCUAGCGUGGCUGGCGCCUCAAGAAGCGCCGUCUUCAUGUCCAUCCAAGCAUCGCAUCAUGUGGAACCGAGCCGUUCGCCGUUGUCAACUUGCUGGAUUCACAAGGCAUCCGGACAAGUCAUUUCUCGCGACACACGAAUGGCCAUCGACGCUGCAACUUCACGUGAAUGCCAAUGACAUCAUGAAACACAGGAAGCGACUACGCACACGUAUGCGCCUCUUACUGCUUGCCCACUUGUUUGAAAAGAUCGAAGCGUACGAUUCGGGUUACCUGGACAUGGGCGAGUUUCGCUGUUUGCCGCAGCAACUCAAAGCAGAGGCGAAAUCUGCUGAAGCCGCCAACAUGCCGAUUUUCUCAAGCGGAGGGUGUACCAACCAGCUGGCAGCGUGGAAUCACGCACUUCACACGCAAUGGACAAAUGCCGUCAACAAGACUACACACUGCUUGGUGAAAAGCAGGCAGUUCCAGGAAGCGUUUGCUCAGUUCGACCAGUACGGCAGCGGAGGAAUUGGGUUUCGAGAGUUCUGGGAGCUUGCCGAAGCAGAACAUGUUGCGACCGUGACAGCAGUCCCAUCGACCAGUCCGGGCUUGUGCCUGCGCCAUGGCCUCGCGGCCUCGUUAGUAGACAUCGACGCAGUCUGCACAGAAUGCGACGCUGAGUAUGUGGAUGCAGUGGACCAGGGUGUCGUCGCUGUUCCUGGGCGCUCCGAUUCAAUCAUGUCCUCUGUAUCCUUUACGUCACGACCCCACAACGACGGGGACCUUCAAGACGACGGAGAUGGGAAAAGCUCGUCGGACGAGGAUGGUAUCCAUCCAUCGAGGCGGUACUCGUACUUUCAGUCGUUCGAGGGAACAGCGAUGACGAAAGAUUUUCAAGAGAAAGUGCAGACCCGCAUCAAGCAGCGCUAUCGUGGCAUCAAGCACAUUCCCCAAGACCUUGGGCAAAACUCCAAAACUUUGGCGGCCAUGCUGACUCAACUCGAGGUUGCUGAACGCGACACUCGGUCCAAGUACCCCACAUUGGCAAUGCACACAAGUCACUCGAUGCCUCACCUGGCGACCAAUCAGCCAAAUAAUCCUGCACAUGAUGCCCCACCGUUGACUGACGAAAACGAAUUUGUUGACCAAGCAAACAGCGCAUCACUCCGACGACCCCCUUUGACUCGCCGUCCAAAGCUUCGUCCUCUCAAGGCGGCUCAAAACAUGCAAACUGUGGACCCCGCCAGUCAAAAAGUCGCCAUGGAGAGGCUACAUGCUGUACCCAAGUCCCGCAAGAGCUCGGACGUUCCAGCUGUGUCUUAUGCGGACCUCCUACAGCAAGAGCUCCAGUUGCAGAGCCGCCCCAAGCAGGACCUGUUAGCUCGAAUUAGUCGCCAGCAGCGCAAAAAGAAAGAGCUGGACGAUCACGUGGUUCACGCACUUCAGGCCAUCCAUGCAACAUUAGCCCAAGUCCGGCAGCAUCAUCAUCCAUGA
Messenger RNA from Aphanomyces invadans, 4236 nucleotides. RefSeq lists its product as hypothetical. Gene Ontology annotation, molecular function: calcium ion binding. The coding region runs from base 1 to 4236 and encodes 1411 amino acids. Lineage: Eukaryota; Oomycota; Saprolegniomycetes; Saprolegniales; Verrucalvaceae. The transcript is spliced from 13 exons. The record is from RefSeq and is a predicted model, not a curated record.